This is a messenger RNA of Paramecium primaurelia, 715 nucleotides long. Lineage: Eukaryota; Ciliophora; Oligohymenophorea; Peniculida; Parameciidae. The record is from the annotation of a GenBank genome assembly.
AUGGGUGGUUCAUCAAGCUCUUGUUGUUCAUCAAGCUCUAGUGGUAAAUAAAUACAUCUUCCAAUUUCUUAAAAUAGAGUUGUUUAUGUAGGCAUAAUAAAUAGAAAACUAAAAUAUACUUCUGGAAAAGUAGGGUCUCUAUAUCAUUAAGCAAUACUUGCAGUAACUUCUGAUUAUUAGAAAGAUAUAAUUGAUCCUUAAUAGAUGGAGAAAGAUCUGAUUGGAUCUAAGUUUGAAUUUCAUAUUGUUGAAUAUAUGGAUGAUAGCUAAGUACAUGCUUAUAAAGUAGAAAUUAGAGAAAAAUUUUAAUAUUGCGAUUAAGUACAAUCUUUUUAUGAUGGUGAAUAUAUUUGGGAUACAAAAUCAAUGGAUUUUUAUAUCAGAUAAUUGCAUAUCACAAUUCAAUAAAUAAAAGAGAAAAUGUAAAAGCUUGCUGAUCAUGGUGGAAAAUACAAUUUAAAGAGCCACAAUUGUUAACAUGUAGCCUGGAAAAUUUUAAUGUAUAUUAUCAAGUAUACUACCUUUUUCUAUGCUUAAAAGUAUUAGUUCAGUAUUUAUUUUUAUUUAUUAAAUAGAGAAAGAUUAUCAAAAAUUCGCAGCAUUGUAUUUUAAUAAAUUAAUCAAGGACUCUACUUAAAUAUACAGUAUCAUAAAACUUAGAGAAUUAAAAUAAUUAAUUAAAUAAAAUAAGGAUGUUAGUACAUUUAAAUUGUGA